AUGUCUCAUCUGUCGUAUAAGCUAGGAAGGAAAGGACAGCUCAACCUACCUGGAAUUACCCAUGCUUCGAAGAAAACUGUGGAGGAUCUCUUGUUGAAGGAUGCGGAAAUUCAUCAUUGUUUCUUCAACUCUGCGGGGUUUCACAACCAUCUAAGCCACCAUCUUCUGGCUGCGUAUGACCUCGGCGCUUCACCAGGUCAUUUGCAAAAGAUGUAUGAUGAUGAAGCAAGGUACCAACGUCCGAUCGUAUCUCAAGACAAAGAAAAAGAAAAUGUAGUCGACGAUAAUAACUGGGUUCAGUAUCUUGGGAAUAGUAGUGCCUACAAUGCAUUCGUAAAGUUCUUUGCGAACAAGGUGCAAACUCUGGGAGUCACAGGAACUCUGGAAAAAUAUGUUUUUGAAGAAGAAGCUAAUGCGGACCACGUCCUUAUGCUCAAUAGAGUUGUAAGCGGGGCGAUUCAUCCGUUCAUACUACUUGGCUACGGAGCUGAAUUUGGCAACGAUACUCUCAUCGUAACUGGUCUCGCCCAGGCAGCUGUACAUAGGGCAGGUACUGUAUUAACCAGCAAAUCAUACGUCGAGCCGUCGCAAUCCGUGAACCUGUUCGAACUCCUUCGCGAGGUGUACGACUCCGAAGCACUGAAACCAGCCUUGCCCUAUGACCCUAAUGCAUUUAUCAAUGCCCGUAUCCAGCGGGUCGUGGAAAAUGGGGGCGCUGAAGAAAUUAGGCGGCUGUGCGCAAAGUAUUCCAUCAGUCGUGAUAUCACGGACAGUGAAUUGGCGCAGAAGACAGAAGAAGUAAUUUGGGUCAGCACGCUACUUACCUUUGCUACGGGAAGGAAAGGAAGGAAACCUCGCUUGGAUUUCUUCCUCAUGCACAUACUUACGUCUUCACUUUUCCUUCGCCCGUGGCUCUCUGUCUUGAAGAAGCCUGAGCACAAGGCGGAACUUUUGCGCGUCUAUAUUCCAGUUUUGAUUCUCACCAUGCUUUCCCGAGGCCGGCCGAGGAUUGAUCCUGAGUACAUCAUGUCGUUUACCGACGUCCCUCGCCCGCCGUUAGACAAAAGUCUAUUUCCCAAACCAAUCAAAACUUCCUUAGGAUCGCCCACCAAUGACGAGGAUUACGAUCCUUGGCCGGCGCUUAUCGAAGGAGUCCAGUACCACCAAGAUGCUCACGUCUUGAAGGCAUUGCGAACUCUCAUCUACGGAGCACAACAUUUUGGAAUUACACCACCUGGAGAGGUUCCGGGGACAUUCAGAUCUUCAAACAAUAAGGAAGAGACACAUAUUGGCAUGGCAAAGGUCGAUGGCACGGUCUUCGUCAGGGCAGCGGGGUUGUUAAUGAAUACGUUGGGGUGGGCGGGGUAUGGUCAAGAGGAAGGUGAAUGGGACAGAAGUGCCUUGGGGUGGAACGCAGCCUGGGAAGGCAAAGACUGA
Psilocybe cubensis is the source of this 1437-nucleotide messenger RNA. Its product is annotated as Baeyer-Villiger oxidase. Bases 1 to 1437 code for a protein of 478 amino acids. Gene Ontology annotation, molecular function: oxidoreductase activity. NCBI's taxonomy places the organism in Eukaryota, Fungi, Basidiomycota, Agaricomycetes, Agaricales, Agrocybaceae. The record is from RefSeq and is a predicted model, not a curated record. The transcript has 6 exons.